Sciurus carolinensis (gray squirrel) is the source of this 1176-nucleotide messenger RNA. RefSeq names its product adaptin ear-binding coat-associated protein 1-like. The coding region runs from base 1 to 831 and encodes 276 amino acids. The transcript has a single exon. Lineage: Eukaryota; Metazoa; Chordata; Mammalia; Rodentia; Sciuridae. Gene Ontology annotation, cellular component: clathrin vesicle coat; membrane. Gene Ontology annotation, biological process: endocytosis. The record is from RefSeq and is a predicted model, not a curated record.
AUGGCGGCCGAGUUGGAGUAUGAGUCUGUGCUGUGUGUGAAGCCUGACGUCAGCGUCUAUCGGAUUCCACCCGGGCCUCUAACCGCACUCGCGUACAGGGCAUCUGACUGGAAAUUGGAUCAACCUGAUUGGACUGGUCGUCUUCGAAUCACUUCAAAAGGGAAGAUUGCCUAUAUCAAACUUGAAGAUAAAGUUUCAGGAGAGCUCUUUGCUCAGGCACCAGUAGAACAAUAUCCUGGUAUUGCUGUGGAGACAGUGACGGAUUCUAGCCGCUACUUUGUUAUUCGGAUCCAGGAUGGUACUGGGCGAAGUGCAUUCAUUGGCAUUGGAUUCACAGAUCGGGGAGAUGCCUUUGACUUUAAUGUCUCCUUGCAAGAUCACUUCAAGUGGGUAAAGCAGGAAUCUGAGAUUUCCAAAGAAUCUCAGGAAAUGGAUACUCGUCCCAAGUUGGAUCUAGGCUUCAAGGAAGGACAGACUAUCAAAUUGAGUAUUGGGAACAUUACAACCAAGAAAGGAGGUGCUUCUAAGCCCAGGACUGCAGGAACUGGGGGCCUGAGCUUACUUCCUCCUCCCCCUGGAGGCAAAGUCACUAUUCCCCCACCAUCUUCCUCAGUUGCCAUCAGUAAUCAUGUCACUCCACCACCCAUUCCAAAAUCUAACCAUGGAGGUAGUAAUUCAGAUAUCCUUUUAGAUUUGGAUUCUCCUGUACCUGUCACAACACCAGCACCAGCUCCAGUUCCUGCAAGCAAUGACUUGUGGGGAGACUUUAGUACUGCAUCCAGCUCUGUUCCAAACCAAGCACCACAACCAUCCAACUGGGUCCAGUUUUGAAUACCAUUGGCAAGACAGUAAGGACAGACUUGAAGAAUAAAAAUGAUGUUGAGGGCACCAAUCUGUGAGGGAGGUUAGGAAUCCCUUCCCUCCCCCAAACCAAAAUUAAUGGACAGUCUUCUUCAUAGCUUCUUCAUUACAUUCAAGCUGAGUUAUUCACUCUCCUACGUUAUUACUUGCUAUAUAGCCAAGAGAAUAUCUGUUAUUUCCUGGUGAUUACCAGUGCAGGAGAACAGUGGAUCUUACUGUACUUGUGGCUGGCUAUGCAGGGUUCAAAAGACCAGUGUCUUUUUGAGGGGAAGUGACCUCUAAUUUGUAAAAUUUUUCUCCAUCUUUUAAAUUCUU